Sinocyclocheilus rhinocerous is the source of this 5160-nucleotide messenger RNA. It is a transcript of the gene trim33l, whose product is annotated as tripartite motif containing 33, like. Bases 138 to 4727 code for a protein of 1529 amino acids. NCBI's taxonomy places the organism in Eukaryota, Metazoa, Chordata, Actinopteri, Cypriniformes, Cyprinidae. Gene Ontology annotation, biological process: positive regulation of type I interferon-mediated signaling pathway; innate immune response. The record is from RefSeq and is a predicted model, not a curated record. The transcript has 17 exons. Gene Ontology annotation, molecular function: zinc ion binding; ubiquitin protein ligase activity. Gene Ontology annotation, cellular component: nucleoplasm.
UCAACGGCUUGCCGUUAGCUCCACGAAUGCUUCAUACAAUAAUAAGCGCAACGCGUCGAUUUUCCCGUGAGGCGUAUCAAGAUACAUUUCAUCUGCUGUUACACCUCUGAUUAUAUUAAUUUAUUCUCAAGAAACAGAUGUUUACCCCUCACCAAACAGGGCGUCCAGCGUCGCCUCGUCCGGUUUUACAAAGAACUGUUUGCGGAUGCUGCGCUGUUUGCAAAGUACACCUAAACUCUUCUGCAGACCCCAGACUUCUCCCUUGCCUGCAUAUAGUUUGCAAUACUUGUCUUACGAAGAUCUGCACAGAUGGAGCCACACAAGAUUGUCCAUUAUGUGCACAGUCCUUUUGUUUGUCUGAGGUCACAGAAUGUGCCAUUUUUGAAGACACGUCUAACAAUAACAAGGCCCCCAAGUGUGCCGGGUGUGAAGAGAGUGAGGUUAGUGGAUGGUGUGUCCAGUGUGAGGAGGCCCUUUGUUUGGACUGUAUAUCUGCUCAUCAUAGGGUAAAAGUGACCCGUGACCAUGAAGUCACACCCAAAAAACCACCCACAGGUUGGAUACAGAGAAGACGCUGUCCCUCACACACUCAGGAGAGCUUGAGGUUCUUCUGUCUUGUUUGUGAAGAGCUCACCUGUAAGGACUGCCAGCUGAUCACUCAUAGGGGCCACAGUUUUGUGCAGCAGGAGGAAGCUGUGGGAUCUCAGAGACAGCAGCUGCAGAGUUUGUUGGACUCCAUCAGACAUCAGAAAGAGACGGUCAUCAGCAGCCUGCUGCUCCUAGAGGCAAGAUUGCAGGAAAUUGAAAAAAUAAAAGUAGCAGCAAAGAAGAUGUUGACACAGGUAGUCCACUCCAUUUAUCAGACUCUGGUUCUGAAAGCUACACAGAUGUUAAAGGUGAUAGAGGCCUUAUUUGCGGAGGAGGUGGGGUGUUUGUUGGAGAGGAAGACAUCUCUGAACAGUUUGGAAGGCUGUCAGGAGUACAUAGCAGCUUUUAUUGACAAGAUCCUAUGCACAGAGGGCCACUGCCUCCUGGUCCACACAAAAAGGAUUGAGACCCAGGUGAAAAAGCUUCUGUCCCAGAAGGCAUACACCCCUGAGACCAUGAUUGAACUGCACCUUCAGAUUCAGAAUGAACUCUGUCAGCACAUCAUGAAAUUUGGAUUUUUGAGGAUUAGUAAGGUUCUUGUUCCAUUUACCACUCAGAGAACUGAUUCCACUCAGUUAGAGUCUGUGUCUGUGAAAAGCUCGAAUCCAAAUUCUCCUCUAACUGCCACUGAUGUUCAUCCUGCACCCACCUCCUCAAGUGUUGAUGCACAGGUUCAGGGUGAAUGUGUUCUCAACAGUUUUACACUGCGUCCCUGUGCCUCCUCUCAGAUUGUGCAAAUGAACCAGGCCCUUCAUAGUCUGCCUCAUCCAUCUCAACCCAGCCAGCCAUCUCAUUCUAACCAGGCCCGCUCUGCAUAUAACAAUGUUGCCUCAUCCCAACCGAAUCAAUCUAAACGUUCCUCUUCAGACCUUCAGAGUUCAUCUUCCUCACCAUCUGUCCAAGUCCAAUCCCAUGAAGUGAUGUCUGAGCAAUCCAAGCAUGCUUACAGUCCCUCAUCGAACUGUGUCCCAUAUUUUCCUCAGUCUGCUCCUAAAACUCACAUGAAUUAUUCCCUGUCUGUUUAUUCUCAGCCCCGUCUUCCACUCAUGAACUGCACAGCAUCUCAAAUAAGCAAUAUCUCUGAGUCAGCCAAAUGUAGGAAGGCCUAUUGCCCUACCAUGCAGGUCUCUCAAACACGCAUACUCACCCGCCCAUUGCCAGUUAACAGCCAAAAACAACCAAUUCCAGUCAACAACCAAACACCUGUACCAACUCAUCCAAUACCAGCCAACAACCAAACACUCACACCAACUCAUUUAGUGCCAGCCAACUACCAAAGACCCCAACUAACUCAUCAAAUUCAAGUCAACAACCAAACACUUGCACCAACUCAUCCAAUACCAGCCAACAACCAAGCACCCCUACUAACUCAUCAAAUGGCAGUCAGUAACCAAAAACAACCGAUUUCAGUCAACAACCAAACACCUAUAACUCAUCCAUUGCCCGCCAACAACCAAACACCCCUACUAACUCGUCAGAUGCCUAUCAACAACCAAACACCUGUACCAACUCAUCCAAUACUAGCCAAUAACCAAACACUCAUACCAACUCAUGCAAUUCUAGCCAACAACCAAACACUCGCACCAACUCAUCCAAUACCAGCCAACAAUCAGACACCCCUACUGACUCAUCCAAUAAUAGCCAACAACCAAACACCCAUACUAACUCAUCCAACAUCAGCCAACAACCAAACACUCACACCAACUCAUCCAAUGCCAGCCAACAACCAAACACCCCUACAAACGCAUCAAAUGGCAGUCAAUAACCAAAAGCAACCAAUUUCAGACAACAACCAAACACCCGUAACAACUCAUCCAAUAUCAGCCUACAACCAAAUGCCUGUAUUAAUUCAACCAAUUCCAGUCAACAACCAAACACCCGUAACAACUCAUCCAAUAUCAGCCUACAACCAAAUGCCUGUAUUAAUUCAACCAAUUCCAGUCAACAACCAAACACCCGUAACAACUCAUCCAAUAUCAGCCUACAACCAAAUGCCUGUAUUAAUUCAACCAAUUCCAGUCAACAACCAAACACCCGUAACAACUCAUCCAAUAUCAGCCUACAACCAAAUGCCUGUAUUAAUUCAACCAAUUCCAGUCAACAACCAAACACCCGUAACAACUCAUCCAAUAUCAGCCUACAACCAAAUGCCUGUAUUAAUUCAACCAAUUCCAGUCAACAACCAAACACCCAAACCAACUCAUCCAAUACCAGCCAACAACCAAAUGCCUGUGUUAAUUCAACCAAUACCAGCCAACAACCAAUCAACCAUACUAACCCAUUCUUUACCAACUUGCAACCAAACACUCAUACUGACCCAUCCAAUACAAACCAAUUUCCUGGGGCCUGGACAUUCAUUUUCUAUGCAACCCAAUAUUCCCUUUACUGUCCUUUCAACCAUAAACGCACUUUCCUUAAAUGACACUACUGCAAUCUCUAAUGUCCAUUUUACUGAAGCCUCCAGUGGUAGGAUGAAUCAUUGUCCCCAGGACCCUUGUGCACCAAAUCCCACCAGUACAAUUUCUAAUGCCAUCCCAAGCACAGCUAGUGGUUCUUUACUUCCUGUAAACCCAAUGCCUUCUGCUCCCAUUAGUGGCAACGACACCCUCUGGAGUAAAAACGGCACCUACAAUAGCAUUAACGUCCCAGUCAAGGCCUUGGCUGAUUCCGCCUGUGAUCAGGAUGCAGAUGUGAGCAGCACGAAUUUCACUGAUACGGAUCAUCUGGAGAGCAACUUACCCACCUCCCAUGUGUCAGAGACAGCUCCCAAAGAACCUUCACCAGAUCCUGCCCACUCCUCUGGCCCAUCCAACAUUCACCAGGAUUCUCUCUCCACCAUCACAGAGAAAUGUUCAAGACAAACUCUAGACGAUCAGUCAUCGACCAAGAACUACUCUGGACCAAAACACUGGAGCGUUGGCAUGCCGAUAACUUUCCGUCAGCUUGUAGAGGCAAAAUGCAUACCUGUCAGGUCAAAAGACAAUCUGAACACCACACCUCCAGCGGAUUCAACUCAUUGUAGCACAUCAGAAGACCUUGACGGGGAGAGGACAACUCAUGACAAGACUGUCCAAAGUGCGUUUGACUACAGGGAGGCAAAAAAAGAAGACAAAGAAUCUGCAGUAACGCUGGAACACUUCAGGAGACAAAUCAAACAAUUCAAGAGGUUUCUACGUGUUUCUCUUGAGUGUCUGCCCAUCUCUCUGCCUCCAAGUGGACAGCCACUCCCAGAGUUCCACCUUAUUACAGAUACCUCCACAGGUCACAUCUUAGUGCAGGAAUCCCAGGGUGGACAGGUUAACCAGGUGUGGAGAUGGCAUGAAGAUCCAUUACCAUCUAGAUCCUCUUCUUGCUCUGUAUCUCAAGACAGCGACAGCUCCCCAGCAUCUGAUGUAGAGUUCUGUGCCGUGUGUCUGUCUGCAGGAGCUCCACUUCUGUGUGCAAAAUGUGGCUGUGCUUUUCACUAUGACUGUCACAUCCCACCAAUUCUCACAAAACCUUGUAAGGAUUGGGUGUGUUUGCUAUGUCAGGAUUUAAAUGAGACAGUUAUGUAUGGCAGUGAGGAGAUGAGGACACCUAGUCUGAGUCUGGAAGAUCAAAGAAAGUGUGAGAAGCUUCUCUUUGGUCUCCUGUGUGAUGAGAACAAGAGCCUGCUCUUCAGCGCCACCAAGAAUCACUCAAAAACAGCCGAAUUUGAUAUAAUACUCGGCCGACUCCUGGGGAAACGAAAGCCGCCUUAUCGGACUGUUGCUGAGCUGGUGUCAGAUGUUUGGACUCUUUUUGAUAUCUUGAUGUUGAACUCGGAGAGGAAAAACAUGGUUGUCAAACUUAAAAAAUCUUUCCAGCAACAGCUGAAUGAAUCUUUUGGGAAGAGUCUCCAUGCUUCUCUCCUAAAUCACUCAAGCAGCAAAGAUCCAAGCAGAACACCAGAGACAGAGGCUGAACGAGAGAAGCACAGAAACACUUUGAAACGCAUGAGAGAGUUUUUCACGGCAAACUGUGGUACAGCUGCAAAGAAAUCCUGCACUGAUGAAGGGAAGGAGAGAGAUGGCUGUGGAAACACUGCAGCUGCUGAAUAAUGAAGUGCCUCAGUCAUUACUUUUAAAGUCGCAAAAAAAUCUUCUGAAUUUUCUUGUGAAGAGGGAACCAGACCAGUUUCUGUUUUUUAUAGUACUUUGCUUAUUUAGAUUUGCCUUAAAAUAAGAUGUGUAUUAAACAGAUUAUUUAAUCCAAGGUCAAAUUUCUUUCUCUGGUCAAUUUAUGCCUUGAUCUGCCACGAUUUGUUUGUGCAUGUGGGUUGCAAAUUAUUAGCAUUAUUAGAUCAAUGUUGUCAUGUAGCUCUGAUGCCAGUAGAGGACGCGAUGAUCCUUUGGUUGCAUGAAUUUGCUCUGUUUUCAAUCUAACUCGUUGGCGCUUAUUAAGGCAAGCAUCAGUCUUACUAUAUACAUACACACACACACACACACACAUGAAUUUGUGUAAUUUGUUCCACCCCCACCAGUUGUGCUGCAA